Molecule: messenger RNA, 3423 nt
Organism: Scleropages formosus (Asian bonytongue)
Lineage: Eukaryota; Metazoa; Chordata; Actinopteri; Osteoglossiformes; Osteoglossidae
Gene: fnbp1l
Product: formin binding protein 1-like
Exons: 16
Coding region: 330-2144 (604 amino acids)
Biological process (GO): signal transduction
Molecular function (GO): protein binding
Source: RefSeq, a predicted model, not a curated record
GCAGCAGCCAUUUCACAAAUCUCUGCGUGGCGGAAUCACGGCUCGCCGCAGCAGCGCGCCGCUUCCUCGUGGGAACCGCUCUCGAGGAACCCGAACCUCCCGGCGCCUCCGCGUCCUCCAACAUCCCAGCUUCCUGUGCGAGCGUCGAGCGACGCGAAUUGCCGCGCGCGGAGCCGGAGCGACGCGAAGUGGCGCGAGCGGACGCGAAAGGGAGCGAGAGAGGGGGAGAAAGAAAGACGGGGGACACGACGGCAGACGGCGGGGAGCGCGCUUCGCGGCGGACACACGCUUACGGUUGGCGAGCAGCAGCGAGACAGGCGCGGUUCGACAUGAGCUGGGGAACGGAGCUCUGGGACCAGUUUGAAAAUCUUGACAAGCAUACACAAUGGGGAAUCGACUUCCUGGAAAGGUAUGCAAAGUUUGUCAAGGAAAGGCUGGAGAUCGAGCAGACCUAUGCAAAACAGCUGAGGAACCUUGUGAAGAAGUACUGUCCUAAACGCUCCAAAGAUGAAGAACCAAGGUUUACAUCAUGCUUGUCCUUCUAUACCAUCCUGAAUGAGCUGAAUGACUAUGCGGGACAGAGGGAAGUUGUGGCUGAAGAGAUGGGACACAAGGUGUAUGGAGAACUAAUGAGAUACUCCCAGGAUCUGAAGGCAGAGAGGAAACAUCACCUCCAAGAGGGCCGCAAGGCACAGCAGUAUUUGGAUCACUGCUGGAAGCAGAUGGAUAAUAGCAAGAAGAAAUUUGAGCGGGAGUGUAGGGAAGCAGAAAAAUCACAGCUCAUCUAUGAGAGAUUAGACAGCGACAUCAAUGCCACUAAAUCAGAAGUGGAAAAGGCCAAGUCCCAGUUAUAUCUGCGCACACACAUGGCUGAUGAGAGCAAGAAUGAGUAUGCCGCCCAGCUGCAGACCUUCAAUGGAGAGCAGUGGAAGCACUUCAAUGUGGCCAUCCCACAAAUAUUCAAGAACCUGCAGGACAUGGACGAACGGCGGACUGUGAAGCUCGGCGAGUCAUACCGGAGCUUUGCUGAAGUCGAGCGACGAGUGAUUCCAAUCAUUUCCAAAUGCCUGGAAGGGAUGGUGGCAGCUGCAAAGGCUGUAGAUGAAAAGAGGGAUUCUACCAUUGUAGUGGAGUCCUUCAAGUCUGGGUUUGAGCCUCCGGGUGACUUCCCUUUUGAGGACUACAGCCAGAACAUCUAUCGGACAGGUUCAGAUGGCACCAUCAGCACACCCAAGAAUGAGGGGGUGAAACCUGAUCCCAAACACUCAAUGGGCAAGGCCAAGAACAAACUCUGGCCUUUUGGGAAGAAACCCAAGUCCCCUCCGACUUCCCCUCCCCCUGCCCGGCCCUUCCUUACUUUCAGCAAUACUCUGCCUCCUAAGUUUUCCACUGAUCCCAUAGCAUAUUGUCUGUCUGAAAUGAAAACAGUUAAACCCAGGAUCUCAUCAUUCCGUGGUCUAAAGCGAGGGUGGUCAAUGAAACAGGCACCAACACUGGAGGACUUCAGUCACCUUCCACCUGAACAGCGACGGAAACGGCUGCAGCAGAAGAUCGAGGAGCUGAAUAAAGAGCUUCAGAAAGAGAUGGACCAAAGAGAUGCCUUGAACAAGAUGAAAGAUGUGUAUGAGAAGAAUCCACAGAUGGGCGACCCCAGCAGCUUGCAGCCCAAGAUCUCAGAGACCAUUUGCAACAUGGAGCGUCUGCGUUCAGAGAUUCACAAGAAUGAGAGCUGGCUGUCAGAGGUAGAAGGAAAGCAGAGUUCGCGAGGAGACCGACGCCCCAGUGCUGAGGUCAAUCACCAUACUCCUCAUGGCAGAGAGAGUCCUGAGGGAAGCUAUACUGAUGACCCCAGCCAGGAGCACCGUGGUCCCCCACAACCAGACACUCAUGAGUUUGAUGAUGAGUUUGAUGACGAUGAUCCUCUUCCUGCAAUUGGACACUGCAAAGCACUCUAUGCCUUUGACGGCCAGAAUGAGGGCACAUUGGUGAUGAAGGAGGACGAGGUGCUGUACAUCAUCGAGGAGGACAAAGGGGAUGGCUGGACACGAGCACGCAAGCAGAGUGGCGAGGAGGGCUAUGUGCCCACGUCCUACGUGGAGAUCACGCUGGAGAAAAACAGCAAAGGUGCGGUCACCUACAUAUGAGGCCCCCCCUCCUGGCCUGCGUUUGAUCGCACCUCAGCGCUCAGCUUGUUCACUGUGUGAGCUCAUGAACAGAAACACUCCUGUGUGUCACUUUAUAGCUGACUGUGGAAAGGCUCAUCACAGCAUUGCCCCUGCCUGAAUCCUCACAGCUCCUCUUUCACUGUGAAGUAUUCCUAGGAUUGAGGCUCACAGCUCAGCUCAUAGAUGUAUUUAUUUUUAGUGAAAGUGAUUACUUUUAAAUCUACACAUUUUUCAUAUUUCUCUAUAUCUAGAAUUUUUUUUUUUUUUUUUUAAAUCAUUCAUUUCCACUCAUUAGUGUUUUUUGGAUUCAUUUGUUUUUGCUGUACACUUAUCCUCCUUGUGUUCUACUGUUGUUCCAGAUUUUUUUUGACAAAGCACAUGGCUCAGAUCAGCUUAUGGUUUGUUAAAUGAUGUUGUAAUUCGUCCCCUGCGUUUUCCUCUGGACCUGAACAUUCUUCACAGGAUGUGAAAUAAUUUAUUCAGGUUCUUUGCACACUGCUUUUUACCACUGCAGUUGUUUCUAUGCACUGCAGUAAAUUCUCCUAUGGCAUUUUCAGCUGUUCUACCUGGUAAACAUAACUGCUGUCCAGAGUGUGUCCAGACAACUCACCCCCCCCCUUGUGCUGUGUACGGGUGUGUACUGCUCUGCCUGUUUAGCGUGUGCUUAGUGGUGACGGGGCUCAGCUGGAUCCACUGCAGUUGCUUUUUGUUUUCCUCCCUGUAAUGCUUUUUUCUCUUGUUUCUCUCCCUUAUGUCCCCCUUUGGACCCUCGCAGGUUCCUGAGUGGAUUUGUGGGUGUCGGUCACGUUUGGCAAGGCAUUGAUGGAGGGUACAUGCAGUUCUGAAUCUCUUUGGUAGUGGGAGUGCCCUCAUAGGUUAGGGGAGGGGCAUGGCGGCAUCUUCAGAGGUUUAGAGGCAGGUUGCAUGUUUGCAUGCACACGUCCAUUACCCUUUAACGUCAUUCCAUUGUGACAUCUGGGGGGUUACUUCUCUAACAGCUCACCCGGCGUUGCCUGGAGCACAGAGCACGAGACUUGCAUAACGGGCAGCCGACGUGGGUAACUACAGGGUAGCCUAUUGAUUGUGGUAUCCACAACCCAAAGAGAAGUCUUUCAAACAUACUGCAUCACCUUGGCUCAGAGGAAAGCCGCUCAUUGCCUUCAGACAGAGACCAACACUAACCACUCGCUGUGUCACACACUCAUCCCAUCACUGUUCGCAGUGUCUGCCUGUGCCACCUCUAAAUGCCCGCCUUAAC